GCCAAACCAAACGGCCCCCUCAUCACUUUUCGUUAUUAAGUAGCUGCAUUAUUAAUAUUUUUAAAAAUAUAUUUGCACCGUUGUACUAAAAAAAAAAUACUACCGAUCAUCAUAGUAUAUAAAAACCAUCUCUCUACUCCCUCUUCAUUUACAACUUCAACUCAUUCAUUCAUGCGCAUCUUUCUUCUCAUCUGAGCUCUGCAUUUGAAGUUCUUCAUCUUCGUCUUUUUUUCUUCUUUCGUCCCCAAUUUGCCCGUUCUUUCUUGCUACUUUUAGAUCGCUUGAUCCUUAUAUAGUUGUACAUCUACAUGCUUUUUUCACUACUAUCAUUCCAUUGAUCCUUAUAUAGUUUGAUUUAAGCUGGAUUUCUCCAUUAAUCUCAUCACUCCUUAACUCCACAUUUAUAAAAACCUGCCCAUUAUGUAACUUGAUCUUCUUCGUCUUUUUGUGCCUUACAUCCGAGGAAAAAAAAACAAAAAAAAAAAAAGUAGAUUUGUUAUUGUUUUUGAUGUCUUCCUAGCUGAAUUUCUUUUUGAUUUAGAGUAUCUUCGAUCUGGAUACAAUUCAAACCCUUCUCGUGUAAACACACCUUUAUAAAAACCUUCAAAUCAUGUAAUUAAGGUCAGCCUUUACAUAUUCCGAUCCCCUCAGAUCGUUUCUCUAGUCUAGUAUCAAAAAAACAAAAAAAACAAAAAAAAAAAAACCCAAAAAAAGAAGAAGGGCAGUAUCAAGUUGGGAAGAAUGGAAGAUUCGGAGGCCGGAACUCCGAGAGGAACGGCGCCGGCAACGCCGGGGACGCCAACGCCGUUGUUCUCUUCAUUCCGAGUGGACUCAUCACUGUCGUAUGAACGGAAGUCAAUGCCACGUUGCAAGUGCCUGCCGCUGGACGCGCCAUCCUGGGGUGCACCUCACACGUGCCUCGCCGACUUCCCCGCCCCGGAUGUCUCCCUCACACGCAAGCUGGGAGCUGAGUUCGUGGGAACCUUCAUCCUGAUAUUUGCCGCAACGGCAGCCCCGAUCGUGAACCAAAAGUACAACGGAGCCGAAACCCUGAUCGGCAACGCCGCCUCGGCGGGGCUGGCGGUGAUGAUCGUCAUAUUAUCGACCGGACACAUCUCCGGAGCUCACCUGAAUCCGUCUCUGACCAUCGCCUUCGCGGCGCUCCGCCACUUCCCCUGGGCCCAAGUCCCUGCUUACAUUGCGGCUCAGGUUUCCGCAUCCAUUUGCGCUUCCUUUGCCCUCAAAGGCGUCUUCCACCCUUUCAUGUCCGGCGGCGUCACGGUUCCCUCCGUCAGCACCGGACAGGCUUUCGCGCUUGAGUUCCUCAUUACUUUCAACCUCCUGUUUGUCGUCACGGCAGUCGCCACCGACACCCGGGCGGUGGGCGAGCUGGCUGGUAUUGCUGUCGGAGCUACUGUUAUGCUCAACAUUCUCGUCGCAGGGUAAGUUCAACCAACCAACUGCACUCAAAUAUUUUUCUAUUUCUUAUAACAUCGCCUUUCUUCAUAUUAAAAUGCAUCUCUUUUAGUUUUUAAUAUAUAGAUCACAUAUUAUGUAAUUUGUAUCUGUCCCCGUAAAAUGAUCAUUUUGUUGAAUUAAAAAAGCAGUAAAUUACUCAUUCAGUUCCAGAAAAAUAUUUACAUUGAAUUUUAAAAUUUAUACUAAAAAUAAUAAAAAUUUCAACAUUUUUUUUGUAAAUUAGAAAAAUUAUAGUUUUGGGACUAAAAGAGUAAUAAAUAGAAUGAGUGUUUUCUUUUCCUCGGAGAAAGGAGGGAUUACAUUGACAGUUUUGGUGAUUUGUUAGUGACUAAAAUUUUGAAAUAAGUGUAUGGUGUCAGCGAGAUCUUAUUGCACGUGUAAUGAUGAGCAACUUCUGUACAUUAUAUAAACACUGUAUAAACUGAAAUCAUGAUUCAUGAUAAGAUGCAUAAUGCACAUAUAGAUGGUUCAUUUUCUACUUUCUAACGAGAAAAAAAAAAGUAAGGGGCCAAAAGUGAUUAAUUAGUUAUAGCCUCUCAUUUUAUUUCUUUUUUCGGUGUUUAAGAAGAAAUCUUGAAAAGCAAAAAGUGCCAAUAUAAAAAUAUUCCACUAUGGAUGGUUAAACGAUGGAGUAGCUUGAAACCCACCAUAAAGUGUGCUAAACUUGAAUAUAUUGGUCCACCACUCCACAUGCCACUAAUAAUACAACUCUAGUUUGAAAAUUGAAGUUAAAAAACAAAGAACAAGUGAUAAUGAUACGAUAGUCUAGUUUUGUCCAAGAUGUGAUAGUAGGAGAAAUUUUUGUUGUGAGAUGAAUUUUUGUGAGUAUAUUUAUACACAUGUCUAAUAAUAUAGUGUAAGACCAAUUAUAAUAUUUAAAAAGUAUGUUAGCGCUAGUUUUUUCCGAUUGGUGUUAUGAAAGAAGCAAAAACUUAACAUUGAUCUAUUUAUGUUACGUAAAUAGGAAAAUUGCGUUGGAUUCCAUCUGCCGAAAUAUAAUUUAAGUGACACUUUUUUUUUUCAGUUUCUUCUACUAUAAUUGAUUAUCGUUUUUUUAUGAUAGUAAUUAUAAGAAAAUAUGAUGGUCUGGGUUAGAGAUUCAAUCACAAUGCAUUAUUAUAUUUGUUGAGAUCAUUUUGUUUGUGAAGUGUAUUAUUUGAUGAGAUUCGUUUGGUGGUCUCGUCUCCUCCCUACUAUAUUUAGGCCGUCGAGUGGAGGUUCAAUGAAUCCCGUGAGGACACUGGGCCCCGCAGUCGCAGCUGGAAACUACAAGUCAAUUUGGGUGUACCUGGUGGCCCCCACCCUCGGGGCCCUAGCCGGAGCAACCGUAUACACCGUCGUCAAACUCCAGGACGAACCCGUCGCCGCCGGUGAAACUCCUCGCCAGGUCCGCAGCUUCCGCCGCUGAACGCCGACGCCUUCGCCGGCAACCGUUCAGAAGGAAGAAUCGUGGUUGUGAAAAUAUAUUACUCUCUCUGUCUCAUAAUUAUUGUCUAGUUUGGGUUCUCACUUUUAAUAUAAUUUGUACUAGAAAUGAAAACUCAAAGUGGACAAUGAUUUUGGGACGGAGGGAGUAAUAUUUAAAAAAGAGUGUGCUUUUUUUUCAAAUAAAGGAUGUGCAUAUAUUUGUGCAUGAUGAAAUUUGGGUAAGGAAGAAAGAUUAUGGACGUGACUGUUUGCUUUCUUCUUUCUUUAUUCGAUUUUCUUUUGUGUGGUGAUUGAUGGUUUGGUGAUUUGAUGAUGAUCCCCAGAUGUCUGGAUCAUGAAUGUUGUAUUUUUGUUACUACUACUUUUUUUUUUUUUUUGUAAAAUGAUUGUCGCCCCACUUUUGGUGGUUUGUAAUUUGCGCAAGCAGAGACAGUGUUGUGAUGUAUAAUGCUUGUUGCUUUUGAACAUUUGUGAAUAAAGGAAAUGUCAUGUGUGUAUUGUGUGUAUUUUUUGGGCGCAUAAUUUAUAUUUUUGGUACUCAUACGCUCCUCC
Messenger RNA from Oldenlandia corymbosa var. corymbosa, 3459 nucleotides. NCBI's taxonomy places the organism in Eukaryota, Viridiplantae, Streptophyta, Magnoliopsida, Gentianales, Rubiaceae. The record is from the annotation of a GenBank genome assembly.